GGCAUUUUUCCACAAUUACAGCUGUGGAAACUCUUGUGCAACUCAAUUGUUCUCAGGUGCCUCAUGCAUUCUUACUGUUAAUGAGACGGGAUCUUGAAUGCACCCCGUGAUAAUGACUGCUGUGUGCACAUGUGAGUUUGAGCCAAGAGAAGUGGACGACAUUUCAAAGUCUCUGCUUCGGACAAUAAAGAGUUCCUCUGGUCUUCAUCCAGGAUUUUGGAGAAACCUUCCAGCGAUCAGACGCAACCCAGAAGGGUCAAGAUGGAAAAUCAAGACAUAAAGCAAAAUGGCCACACAGAAGUCCACAGUCCUGUGGCUGGUAUAUUCUUGGAGAAGACAAAGGAGAAAAUUACCAUAUAUCAAGCCAUGAAAAAGCGUCUGCUCAAACCAGGCACAGCGUUGGCCCUGUUGGAGGCACAAGCUGCCACCGUGGGCAUCAUAGACCCGAUAAACAAUAGAAUACUUCCUGUUGCAGAGGCUGUUAAAGAGGGAAUAGUUGGACCGGAGUUGAAAGAGAAACUCCUCACAGCAGAGAAAGCAAUCAGUGGCUAUGAAGACCCCUAUACCAACCAAAUUAUAUCUGUGUUCCAAGCAAUGCAAAAAGAUUUGGUCCCAAGAGAUAACGGCUUACGGCUGCUGGAGGCACAGAUCGCCACACAAGGCCUGAUCGACCCCAUUGAGAAAACAAGUCUCUCAGUUGAAUCUGCAAUUCAGAGAGGCUACUAUGAGGAAGGCUUGCUCAAUGACCAGAUGUCAGAGCUCAAAGUUUUCUACAAUCCAAGCUCACAAGAAACUGUCAGUUACCAAAACCUGGUGGAGAAAUGCAUGGUGGAGCCCGGCACCGGCCUGCUGCUCCUCCCGGUCUGCAUCACAUUCAAAGGCCUUCGACGAGGCAUUUCCUCCACUGAACUCUUUGAGUCAAAGAUCAUUGACCAAGAAACAUUCGAUGAACUGCGACAGGGAAAGACCACGACCCAGGAUGUGCUGUUGAUGGAAACAGUGAAAGAAUACCUGGAGGGCAAAGGCAGCAUUGCGGGAAUUGCUUUGCUCUCGUCCAAUCAGAGAAUGAGCAUUUAUCAGGCCAUGAAAAAAAGAAUCCUGAUGCCAGGGACGGCACUGGUUCUCCUGGAGGCUCAAGCUGCAACUGGGUUCAUGAUCGACCCAGUAGAAAAUAAGAAGUUCACCGUGGAUGAAGCCGUCAAGAUCAAACUCUUUGGCCCAGAAUAUCAUGCAAAGCUGCGUUCUGCUGAGAGAGCCGUCACUGGAUACAAAGAUCCAUACACAGGUGAAACCAUCUCUCUGUUCCAAGCCCUGUCCAAAGACCUCAUCGUUCGGGAGCAUGGGAUUCGUCUACUUGAGGCGCAGAUUGCAACAGGUGGAAUCAUAGACCCCAUCCACAGCCACAGACUUCCCACAGACGUGGCCUUCAAGAGAGGUUUCUUCAACGAAGAGAUGAAUUCCGUACUCGAGGAUUCAGGGGAUGACACCAAAGGGUUUUUUGACCCAAACACAGAAGAAAAUCUUUCUUACCUUCAGCUGAUGGAACGAUGCGUCACUGAUCCUGUCACUGGACUGUGCCUCCUCCCACUCGUUGAGAAGUCAGACAGGCUGAAUUAUCACUUCAUUGACUACAAAACUAAAAUGACCUUGAAAGAAGUGAAGGUGAAAGUGACAUGUGGGAAGUACAUGGGAAUGACUGUGUCUCUGUGGGAGCUGCUGAUGUCCGAGUACUUUGACGAACAGCAGAGGAUGAGCAUCUGUCAAAAGUACAGACAGGGGAUGCUCAACAUCCAGAGGAUCAUUACAACAGUUCUGGAAGUGAUAGAGAAGUCUGUGAGAACAACUAAAGUCGUCUUUGAAGGCAUCAGAGAGUCAGUCACGGCCAAACAGCUUCUGGAGGCAGACAUCAUAAGUGAAGAGGUCAUGGAGGAUCUGAAAAAGGGAAAAAAGUCAGUGAAAGACAUGCUGGAAGAUGAAAACGUAAAUAUGUACCUACAGGGGAAAGACAGUAUUGCAGGUAUUCUGCUUCCUAAUUCUCAGAUCAUGACCAUCUACCAGGCCAGAAGGAAAGGAAAGCUGAUGCCGGGAACUGCUCUGAUUCUGCUGGAGGCCCAGGCAGCAACAGGGUUUGUUGUUGACCCGAUUGGAAACAGAAAGUUUUCAGUGGAUGAAGCUGUCAAGGCGAAGAUUGUGGGGCCUGAUAUAUCUCAAAAGCUGCUGUCAGCAGAGAGAGCAGUCACUGGGUACAAAGACCCAUAUACUGGCAAAAUAAUCUCUUUGUUCCAAGCAAUGCAAAAGGAUCUCAUCGUAAGAGAUCAUGGAAUUCGGCUCCUGGAAGCCCAGAUUGCCACUGGUGGGAUCAUCGACCCAGUGAACAGCCAUCGCAUUCCCGUCCACAUGGCCUACAAGAGGGGGUACUUCAAUGAGGAAAUGAAUGAGAUCCUUUGUGAUGCAAGUGAUGACACCAAAGGAUUUUUCGACCCUAAUACUCUUGAGAACCUGACCUACUUGCAGCUCAUAGCCAGAUGUGUCACAGAUCCCAGUACAGGUCUGUGUCUGCUGCCACUCAAAGGCAAAAGUAACAAAAUCAACAUUGACGCUAAUCUUCGAGAAACAUUCAAAACAACAGUUACUGUUCGGUACGGCAGGUUCAAGGGAAAGCACACGACACUGUGGGAUCUCAUCAAUUCUGAGUAUCUGUCUGAGGACCAACGGCAGGAGUUCUUCAAGCUCUUCAAGUCAAGGAAAAUCACAAUCGAGCAACUUACUGUGACCAUUUUGGAGAUAAUUGAAAAUAAGGAGAUCAAAAAGCAAGCUGGGCUGAACUUUCAAAGUCUCAGAGGAGAGGUCUCUGUGGUGGAUCUUUUGGAGCUUGAAAUUGUGACCGAACAAACAUACAACAGCUUGCUCCAUGGAAAGCUGACAAGCACGGAUGUGAUGGAAAUGGAGAGCGUGAGAGAGUACCUGCAAGGGAAAAGCUGCGUAGCUGGGGUGAUACUGCAACCCUCCAACAAGAAGUUAAGUAUCCAUGAGGCACAGAGACUCGGUAUCCUCACACCUGGCACUGCCCUUUGCCUCCUGGAAGCACAAGCAGCCACAGGGUUCAUUGUUGAUCUGCAGAAUAACCAAAAGCUUACAGUGGCACAAGCUAUCAGAGAAAAGGUCAUUGGGCCAAACGUGUAUGAGAAACUUCUCUCUGCAGAGAGGGCAGUCACCGGUUACAUAGAUCCAUACACUGGUCAGAAGAUCUCACUUUUCCAAGCUUUGCAAAAGGAUUUAAUUAUCAAGGAGCAUGGCAUCCGUUUACUUGAGGCCCAGCUUGCUACAGGUGGAGUCAUUGAUCCCUUGAAGUGUCUACAUCUCCCCCUGGAGGUCGCCUACAGAAAAGGAUAUUUUGAUGCAGAACUUAAUCAAAUCCUGACGGAUCCGAGUGAUGACACGAAAGGCUUUUUUCACCCGCAGACAAAAGAAAACCUGACAUACAUAGAGAUGCUGGGCAGAUGCAUUAAAGAUAAGGAAACAGGACUGUUUCUAUUGACGCUGAGUGACACACCAAAAGCUACAGGAACAAAGACAAAAAUGUUUACUGACACAGAGAUUAAGCAAGAAUUUGAAAAGACAACCGUGACAAUAUCGUCCGGACGCUACGCAGGGAAAUCCAUUUCUCUAUGGGACCUGAUCCACUCUCAGUACUUCACUGAGGAACAGCGGCUUGAAUUCAUUGAAAAAUACAGAUCAAAGAAGACUACCACACAAACCAUAAUCACAGUAGUGGUUUCCACCAUUGAAAAACUGGAGAAGAGUAAAACUCCCAAGGUGGUAAUGGGCCUCAGAAAGCCCGUCUCCGCACAACAGCUUCUGAGUUCAGAAAUCAUCGAUGCAGCUACAUUCAAACAAGUGAAAGAGGGAGAACUUGCUUUUGAGGCAGUGACCCAACGUAAAUCUGUGAGCGGAUACCUCAAGGGAACCGGGAGCAUUGCCGGAAUCAAGGUCCUUCCCUCCCAGAAAGUAAUGAGCAUAUAUGAAGCAAAAACAAAGGAUCUCCUGACACCUGGCAUUGCACUUCUUCUGCUCGAAGCACAGGCUGCCACAGGAUGGAUGAUUGAUCCGAUCAAAAACAAGUUCUAUUCUGUGGAUGAGGCAGCAAGAGAGAGAGUAAUUGGACCGGAUGUACACGAGCAACUUCUGUCAGCUGAGCGAGCUGUCACCGGCUACAAAGAUCCGUACACAGAUGCAACCAUAUCACUGUUUGAAGCCGUGAAUGAACAGCUGAUCCAAAGAAAAGACGGCAUUCGUCUUCUUGAGGCACAGAUGGCGACUGGAGGAAUCAUUGACCCAAAUCUAAGUCACAGGCUUCCUGUUCACGUUGCUAUUAAAAGGGGAAAUCUUGAUGAAAAGAUCAGCAACAUUCUAUUGAACCCCACUGAUGAUGCAAAGGGAUUCUUUGACCCAACUACGAAAGAAAACGUCUCUUACCGUCAGCUGAUAAGUCGGUGUGAGGUGGAUCUGGAAAGUGGGCUACUUCUCCUACCCGUGUCUGAAGAGAAACCCCUGGUGUUCCACACAGAUGAACAAAUUGAGCUCACGUUGAAAAGCACAACUAUAACCAUGAAUGCAGGAAAGUACAAGAACAAAGAGGUGACAUUGUGGGAAGUGUUGGUCUCUGAAUACAUAUCGGAACAAAAGAGGAAGCAGCUGAUACAACAGUUCAAGACAGGAGCCCUGAAGAUAGAGGACAUCACUGAAAUACUCACAGUUAUCAUUACAGAGGUAUCGUCCAAAGAAAAGAAGUUCAAAGGUCUGAGAAAGCAGGUCUCGGCCAGCGAGUUGUAUGAGUCCAAAAUAAUCUCAAAGGAGCUUUUCACUCAGAUCAUACAAGGUGAGGUAACGGAGGAGAAUGUCAGUAAAAUGGAAUCAAUUCAAAAGUACCUUGGAGCUACAAACUGUAUAGCAGGUGUCAGAGUUGAAUCUACAAAGAAAGUUAUAAGCGUUUACGAAGCAAAAACAAAAGGUUUGCUUCCCCCUGGCACUUCUCUGAUUCUGCUGGAAGCACAAGCAGCGACUGGCUUUGUUAUCGACCCAGUGAACAACAAGAAACUCUCAGUAGACGAAGCUGUAGCUCAAGCAGUGGUUGGCAGUGAGUGGAAAAAAAAACUGCUCUCAGCAGAAAGAGCUGUCACAGGAUACAAAGAUCCCUACACUGGAGACAUCAUCUCUUUGUUCCAGGCCUUGCAGAAAGAUCUCAUCGUGAAAGAUCAUGGGAUUCGUCUCCUUGAAGCACAAAUUGCCACAGGAGGCAUCAUUGACCCCGUCCACAGUCACAGAGUGCCUGUACAGGUGGCAUACCAGAGAGGUUACUUUGAUGAAGAGAUGAAUCAGAUUCUGUCUGAUUCUGAUGAUGACACCAAGGGCUUCUUUGACCCAAACACCCAUGAGAACCUCACCUAUCUCCAGCUGAUGGAGAGAUGUGUCAUAGAUCCAAUAACAGGCCUGAACUUACUGGUCGUUGUGAAGAAAGGAGAGUUUUAUUUCUUUGUAGAUGAGGCUACAAAGCUCAUGUUGAAAUCUACAACAACAACCAGAGCAGGAGGGAAAUACCAAGGAAAGACUGUGUCUCUGUGGGAUCUGCUUUUCUCCAAAUACAUCACAGAGGAGAGGAGGAGAGAGCUUGUGCAACAAUACAAGUCUGGAUCAAUCUCACUUGAACGCUUCAUGGAAAUCAUCCUGACCAUCAUCACACAACAGACAACAACAACAACAACCUCGUCUUCAACAACUGUCACAUGCCAACCACCAGAAACCAAAGUGGACAGCAGCAGCACAACAAAAACUACCAUGACCACAACCACAAUCACAGAGUCAAGUCAACUUCCAAAGUUCCAUGGAAUCAGGAAAGAUGUCACUGCUAAUGAGCUGCUUGAAUCCAAAAUCAUCACUGAGGAUCUCUACAAAAGUCUGAAGACUGGAACAGUCACAGUGACAGAAAUCACUGAAAUGGACUCAGUGCGUAAGUACCUCGAGGGAACCAACAGUAUCGCAGGAGUGUACCUGCAGUCCACCAAGGAGACACUGAGCAUCUAUGAAGCUAAACAACGAGGCCUGCUGACUCCAGGAACUUCUCUGGUUCUUCUGGAGGCCCAAGCUGCCACUGGUUUUGUUAUUGACCCAGUGAACAACAAGAAACUCUCAGUAGAUGAAGCUGUAGACCAAAAAGUGGUUGGCACUGAGUGGGGGAAAAAACUGCUGUCGGCAGAAAGAGCCGUCACAGGAUACAAAGAUCCCUACACUGGAGACAUCAUCUCUUUGUUCCAGGCCUUGAAAAAAGAUCUCAUUGUGAAAGAUCAUGGAAUUCGUCUCCUUGAAGCACAAAUUGCCACAGGAGGCAUCAUUGACCCCGUCCACAGUCACAGAGUGCCUGUACAGGUGGCAUACCAGAGAGGUUACUUUGAUGAAGAGAUGAACCAGGUUCUGUCUGAUCCUGAUGAUGACACCAAGGGCUUCUUUGACCCCAACACCAGUGAGAACCUCACCUAUCUCCAGCUGGUGGACAGAUGUGUGACCGAUCCCAUCACAGGCCUAAGUUUACUGGUCAUCGUGAAGAAAGGAGAGUUUUAUUUCUUUGUUGAUGAGGCUACAAAGCUCAUGUUGAAAUCUACAACAACAACCAGAGCAGGAGGGAAAUACCAAGGAAAGACUGUGUCUCUGUGGGAUCUGCUUUUCUCCAAAUACAUCACAGAGGAGAGGAGGAGAGAGCUUGUGCAACAAUACAAGUCUGGAUCAAUCUCACUUGAACGCUUCAUGGAAAUCAUCCUGACCAUCAUCACACAACAGACAACAACAACAACAACCUCGUCUUCAACAACUGUCACAUGCCAACCACCAGAAACCAAAGUGGACAGCAGCAGCACAACAAAAACUACCAUGACCACAACCACAAUCACAGAGUCAAGUGAACUUCCCAAGUUCCAUGGAAUCAGGAAGGAUGUCACUGCUAGUGAGCUGCUUGAAUCCAAAAUCAUCACUGAGGACCUCUACAAAAGUCUGAAGACUGGAACAGUCACAGUGACAGAAAUCACUGAAAUGGACUCAGUGCGUAAGUACCUCGAGGGAACCAACAGCAUUGCAGGAGUGUACCUGCAGUCCACCAAGGAGACACUGAGUAUCUAUGACGCUAAACAACGAGGCCUGCUGGCUCCAGGAACGUCUCUUGUUCUUCUGGAGGCCCAAGCUGCCACUGGUUUUGUUAUUGACCCAGUGAACAACAAGAAACUCUCAGUAGAUGAAGCUGUAGACCAAAAAGUCGUUGGCACUGAGUGGGGGAAAAAACUGCUGUCGGCAGAAAGAGCCGUCACAGGAUACAAAGAUCCCUACACUGGAGACAUCAUCUCUUUGUUCCAGGCCUUGAAGAAAGAUCUCAUCGUGAAAGAUCAUGGGAUUCGUCUCCUUGAAGCACAAAUUGCCACAGGAGGCAUCAUUGACCCCGUCCACAGUCACAGAGUGCCUGUACAGGUGGCAUACCAGAGAGGUUACUUUGAUGAAGAGAUGAACCAGAUUCUGUCUGAUCCUGAUGAUGACACCAAGGGCUUCUUUGACCCAAACACCCAUGAGAACCUCACCUAUCUCCAGCUGGUGGAGAGAUGUGUCACCGAUCCCAUCACAGGCCUAAGUUUACUGGUCAUCGUGAAGAAAGGAGAGUUUUAUUUCUUUGUUGAUGAGGCUACAAAGCUCAUGUUGAAAUCUACAACAACAACCAGAGCAGGAGGGAAAUACCAAGGAAAGACUGUGUCUCUGUGGGAUCUGCUUUUCUCCAAAUACAUCACAGAGGAGAGGAGGAGAGAGCUUGUGCAACAAUACAAGUCUGGAUCAAUCUCACUUGAACGCUUCAUGGAAAUCAUCCUGACCAUCAUCACACAACAGACAACAACAACAACAACCUCGUCUUCAACAACUGUCACAUGCCAACCACCAGAAACCAAAGUGGACAGCAGCAGCACAACAAAAACUACCAUGACCACAACCACAAUCACAGAGUCAAGUCAACUUCCAAAGUUCCAUGGAAUCAGGAAGGAUGUCACUGCUAAUGAGCUGCUGGAAUCCAAAAUCAUCACUGAGGACCUCUACAAAAGUCUUAAGACUGGAACAGUCACAGUGACCGAAAUCACUGAAAUGGACUCAGUGCGUAAGUACCUCGAGGGAACCAACAGCAUUGCAGGAGUGUACCGGCAGUCCACCAAGGAGACACUGAGUAUCUAUGAAGCUAAACAACGAGGCCUGCUGACUCCAGGAACUUCUCUUGUUCUCUUGGAGGCCCAAGCUGCCACUGGUUUUGUUAUCGACCCAGUGAACAACAAGAAACUCUCAGUAGAUGAAGCUGUAGACCAAAAAGUGGUUGGCACUGAGUGGGGGAAAAAACUGCUGUCGGCAGAAAGAGCCGUCACAGGAUACAAAGAUCCCUACACUGGAGACAUCAUCUCUUUGUUCCAGGCCUUGAAAAAAGAUCUCAUCGUGAAAGAUCAUGGAAUUCGUCUCCUUGAAGCACAAAUUGCCACAGGAGGCAUCAUUGACCCCGUCCACAGUCACAGAGUGCCUGUACAGGUGGCAUACCAGAGAGGUUACUUUGAUGAAGAGAUGAACCAGAUUCUGUCUGAUCCUGAUGAUGACACCAAGGGCUUCUUUGACCCCAACACCAGUGAGAACCUCACCUAUCUCCAGCUGGUGGACAGAUGUGUGACCGAUCCCAUCACAGGCCUAAGUUUACUGGUCAUCGUGAAGAAAGGAGAGUUUUAUUUCUUUGUUGAUGAGGCUACAAAGCUCAUGUUGAAAUCUACAACAACAACCAGAGCAGGAGGGAAAUACCAAGGAAAGACUGUGUCUCUGUGGGAUCUGCUUUUCUCCAAAUACAUCACAGAGGAGAGGAGGAGAGAGCUUGUGCAACAAUACAAGUCUGGAUCAAUCUCACUUGAACGCUUCAUGGAAAUCAUCCUGACCAUCAUCACACAACAGACAACAACAACAACAACCUCGUCUUCAACAAUUGUCACAUGCCAACCACCAGAAACAAAAGUGGACAGCAGCAGCACAACAAAAACUACCAUGACCACGACCACAAUCACAGAGUCAAGUCAACUUCCAAAGUUCCAUGGAAUCAGAAAGGAUGUCACUGCUAAUGAGCUGCUUGAAUCCCAAAUCAUCACUGAGGACCUCUACAAAAGUCUUAAGACUGGAACAGUCACAGUGACAGAAAUCACUGAAAUGGACUCAGUGCGUAAGUACCUCGAGGGAACCAACAGCAUCGCAGGAGUGUACCUGCAGUCCACCAAGGAGACAUUGAGCAUCUAUGAAGCUAAACAACGAGGCCUGCUGACUCCAGGAACUUCUCUGGUUCUUCUGGAGGCCCAAGCUGCCACUGGGUUUGUUAUUGACCCAGUGAACAACAAGAAACUCUCAGUAGAUGAAGCUGUAGACCAAAAAGUGGUUGGCACUGAGUGGGGGAAAAAACUGCUGUCAGCAGAAAGAGCCGUCACAGGAUACAAAGAUCCCUACACUGGAGACAUCAUCUCUUUGUUCCAGGCCUUGAAGAAAGAUCUCAUCGUGAAAGAUCAUGGGAUUCGUCUCCUUGAAGCACAAAUUGCCACAGGAGGCAUCAUUGACCCCGUCCACAGUCACAGAGUGCCUGUACAGGUGGCAUACCAGAGAGGUUACUUUGAUGAAGAGAUGAACCAGGUUCUGUCUGAUCCUGAUGAUGACACCAAGGGCUUCUUUGACCCAAACACCAGUGAGAACCUCACCUAUCUCCAGCUGGUGGACAGAUGUGUGACCGAUCCCAUCACAGGCCUAAGUUUACUGGUCAUCGUGAAGAAAGGAGAGUUUUAUUUCUUUGUUGAUGAGGCUACAAAGCUCAUGUUGAAAUCUACAACAACAACCAGAGCAGGAGGGAAAUACCAAGGAAAGACUGUGUCUCUGUGGGAUCUGCUUUUCUCCAAAUACAUCACAGAGGAGAGGAGGAGAGAGCUUGUGCAACAAUACAAGUCUGGAUCAAUCUCACUUGAACGCUUCAUGGAAAUCAUCCUGACCAUCAUCACACAACAGACAACAACAACAACAACCUCGUCUUCAACAACUGUCACAUGCCAACCACCAGAAACCAAAGUGGACAGCAGCAGCACAACAAAAACUACCAUGACCACAACCACAAUCACAGAGUCAAGUCAACUUCCAAAGUUCCAUGGAAUCAGGAAGGAUGUCACUGCUAAUGAGCUGCUUGAAUCACAAAUCAUCACUGAGGACCUCUACAAAAGUCUUAAGACUGGAACAGUCACAGUGACAGAAAUCACUGAAAUGGACUCAGUGCGUAAGUACCUCGAGGGAACCAACAGCAUCGCAGGAGUGUACCUGCAGUCCACCAAGGAGACACUGAGUAUCUAUGAAGCUAAACAACGAGGCCUGCUGACUCCAGGAACUUCUCUUGUUCUCUUGGAGGCCCAAGCUGCUACUGGUUUUGUUAUCGACCCAGUGAACAACAAGAAACUCUCAGUAGACGAAGCUGUAGACCAAAAAGUGGUUGGCACUGAGUGGGGGAAAAAACUGCUGUCGGCAGAAAGAGCCGUCACAGGCUACAAAGAUCCCUACACUGGAGACAUCAUCUCUUUGUUCCAGGCCUUGAAAAAAGAUCUCAUCGUGAAAGAUCAUGGGAUUCGUCUCCUUGAAGCACAAAUUGCCACAGGAGGCAUCAUUGACCCCGUCCACAGUCACAGAGUGCCUGUACAGGUGGCAUACCAGAGAGGUUACUUUGAUGAAGAGAUGAACCAGAUUCUGUCUGAUCCUGAUGAUGACACCAAGGGCUUCUUUGACCCAAACACCAGUGAGAACCUCACCUAUCUCCAGCUGGUGGACAGAUGUGUGACCGAUCCCAUCACAGGCCUAAGUUUACUGGUCAUCGUGAAGAAAGGAGAGUUUUAUUUCUUUGUUGAUGAGGCUACAAAGCUCAUGUUGAAAUCUACAACAACAACCAGAGCAGGAGGGAAAUACCAAGGAAAGACUGUGUCUCUGUGGGAUCUGCUUUUCUCCAAAUACAUCACAGAGGAGAGGAGGAGAGAGCUUGUGCAACAAUACAAGUCUGGAUCAAUCUCACUUGAACGCUUCAUGGAAAUCAUCCUGACCAUCAUCACACAACAGACAACAACAACAACAACCUCGUCUUCAACAACUGUCACAUGCCAACCACCAGAAACCAAAGUGGACAGCAACAGCACAACAAAAACUACCAUGACCACAACCACAAUCACAGAGUCAAGUCAACUUCCAAAGUUCCAUGGAAUCAGGAAAGAUGUCACUGCUAAUGAGCUGCUUGAAUCCAAAAUCAUCACUGAGGACCUCUACAAAAGUCUUAAGACUGGAACAGUCACAGUGACAGAAAUCACUGAAAUGGACUCAGUGCGUAAGUACCUCGAGGGAACCAACAGCAUCGCAGGAGUGUACCUGCAGUCCACCAAGGAGACACUGAGUAUCUAUGAAGCUAAACAACGAGGCCUGCUGACUCCAGGAACUUCUCUGGUUCUUCUGGAGGCCCAAGCUGCCACUGGUUUUGUUAUCGACCCAGUGAACAACAAGAAACUCUCAGUAGACGAAGCUGUAGACCAAAAAGUGGUUGGCACUGAGUGGGGGAAAAAACUGCUGUCGGCAGAAAGAGCCGUCACAGGAUACAAAGAUCCCUACACUGGAGACAUCAUCUCUUUGUUCCAGGCCUUGAAGAAAGAUCUCAUCGUGAAAGAUCAUGGGAUUCGUCUCCUUGAAGCACAAAUUGCCACAGGAGGCAUCAUUGACCCCGUCCACAGUCACAGAGUGCCUGUACAGGUGGCAUACCAGAGAGGUUACUUUGAUGAAGAGAUGAACCAGAUUCUGUCUGAUCCUGAUGAUGACACCAAGGGCUUCUUUGACCCAAACACCAGUGAGAACCUCACCUAUCUCCAGCUGGUGGAGAGAUGUUUCACCGAUCCCAUCACAGGCCUAAGUUUACUGGUCAUCGUGAAGAAAGGAGAGUUUUACUUCUUUGUAGAUGAGGCUACAAAGCUCAUGUUGAAAUCUACAACAACAACCAGAGCAGGAGGGAAAUACCAAGGAAAGACUGUGUCUCUAUGGGAUCUGCUUUUCUCCAAAUACAUCACAGAGGAGAGGAGGAGAGAGCUUGUGCAACAAUACAAGUCUGGAUCAAUCUCAAUUGAACGCUUCAUGGAAAUCAUCCUGACUAUCAUCACACAAAAGACAACAACAACAACAACCUCGUCUUCAACAACUGUCACAUGCCAACCACCAGAAACCAAAGUGGACAGCAGCAGCACAACAAAAACUACAAUGACCACAACCACAAUCACAGAGUCAACUCAAAUUCCAAAGUUCCAUGGAAUCAGGAAGGAUGUCACUGCUAGUGAGCUGCUUGAAUCCAAAAUCAUCACUGAGGACCUCUACAAAAGUCUUAAGACUGGAACAGUCACAGUGACAGAAAUCACUGAAAUGGACUCAGUGCGUAAGUACCUCGAGGGAACCAACAGCAUCGCAGGAGUGUACCUGCAGUCCACCAAGGAGACACUGAGUAUCUAUGAAGCUAAACAACGAGGCCUGCUGACUCCAGGAACUUCUCUGGUUCUUCUGGAGGCCCAAGCUGCCACUGGUUUUGUUAUCGACCCAGUGAACAACAAGAAACUCUCAGUAGACGAAGCUGUAGACCAAAAAGUGGUUGGCACUGAGUGGGGGAAAAAACUGCUGUCAGCAGAAAGAGCCGUCACAGGAUACAAAGAUCCCUACACUGGAGACAUCAUCUCUUUGUUCCAGGCCUUGAAGAAAGAUCUCAUCGUGAAAGAUCAUGGGAUUCGUCUCCUUGAAGCACAAAUUGCCACAGGAGGCAUCAUUGACCCCGUCCACAGUCACAGAGUGCCUGUACAGGUGGCAUACCAGAGAGGUUACUUUGAUGAAGAGAUGAACCAGAUUCUGUCUGAUCCUGAUGAUGACACCAAGGGCUUCUUUGACCCCAACACCAGUGAGAACCUCACCUAUCUCCAGCUGGUGGACAGAUGUGUCACCGAUCCCAUCACAGGCCUAAGUUUACUGGUCAUCGUGAAGAAAGGAGAGUUUUAUUUCUUUGUCGAUGAAGCUACAAAGCUCAUGUUGAAAUCUACAACAACAACCAGAGCAGGAGGGAAAUACCAAGGAAAGACUGUGUCUCUGUGGGAUCUGCUUUUCUCCAAAUACAUCACAGAGGAGAGGAGGAGAGAGCUUGUGCAACAAUACAAGUCUGGAUCAAUCACAGUUGAACGCUUCAUGGAAAUCAUCCUGACCAUCAUCACACAACAGACAACAACAACAACAACCUCGUCUUCAACAAUUGUCAUAUGCCAACCACCAGAAACCAAAGUGGACAGCAGCAGCACAACAAAAACUACAAUGACCACAACCACAAUCACAGAGUCAAGUCAAAUUCCAAAGUUCCAUGGAAUCAGGAAGGAUGUCACUGCUAAUGAGCUGCUUGAAUCACAAAUCAUCACUGAGGACCUCUACAAAAGUCUUAAGACUGGAACAGUCACAGUGACAGAAAUCACUGAAAUGGACUCAGUGCGUAAGUACCUCGAGGGAACCAACAGCAUCGCAGGAGUGUACCUGCAGUCCACCAAGGAGACACUGAGUAUCUAUGAAGCUAAACAACGAGGCCUGCUGACUCCAGGAACUUCUCUGGUUCUUCUGGAGGCCCAAGCUGCCACUGGGUUUGUUAUCGACCCAGUGAACAACAAGAAACUCUCAGUAGACGAAGCUGUAGACCAAAAAGUGGUUGGCACUGAGUGGGGGAAAAAACUGCUGUCAGCAGAAAGAGCCGUCACAGGAUACAAAGAUCCCUACACUGGAGACAUCAUCUCUUUGUUCCAGGCCUUGAAGAAAGAUCUCAUCGUGAAAGAUCAUGGGAUUCGUCUCCUUGAAGCACAAAUUGCCACAGGAGGCAUCAUUGACCCCGUCCACAGUCACAGAGUGCCUGUACAGGUGGCAUACCAGAGAGGUUACUUUGAUGAAGAGAUGAACCAGGUUCUGUCUGAUCCUGAUGAUGACACCAAGGGCUUCUUUGACCCCAACACCAGUGAGAACCUCACCUAUCUCCAGCUGGUGGACAGAUGUGUGACCGAUCCCAUCACAGGCCUAAGUUUACUGGUCAUCGUGAAGAAAGGAGAGUUUUAUUUCUUUGUUGAUGAGGCUACAAAGCUCAUGUUGAAAUCUACAACAACAACCAGAGCAGGAGGGAAAUACCAAGGAAAGACUGUGUCUCUGUGGGAUCUGCUUUUCUCCAAAUACAUCACAGAGGAGAGGAGGAGAGAGCUUGUGCAACAAUACAAGUCUGGAUCAAUCUCACUUGAACGCUUCAUGGAAAUCAUCCUGACCAUCAUCACACAACAGACAACAACAACAACAACCUCGUCUUCAACAACUGUCACAUGCCAACCACCAGAAACCAAAGUGGACAGCAGCAGCACAACAAAAACUACCAUGACCACAACCACAAUCACAGAGUCAAGUGAACUUCCCAAGUUCCAUGGAAUCAGGAAGGAUGUCACUGCUAAUGAGCUGCUUGAAUCCAAAAUCAUCACUGAGGACCUCUACAAAAGUCUUAAGACUGGAACAGUCACAGUGACAGAAAUCACUGAAAUGGACUCAGUGCGUAAGUACCUCGAGGGAACCAACAGCAUCGCAGGAGUGUACCUGCAGUCCACCAAGGAGACACUGAGCAUUUAUGAAGCUAAACAACGAGGCCUGCUGACUCCAGGAACUUCUCUGGUUCUUCUGGAGGCCCAAGCUGCCACUGGCUUUGUUAUCGACCCAGUGAACAACAAGAAACUCUCAGUAGACGAAGCUGUAGACCAAAAAGUGGUUGGCACUGAGUGGGGGAAAAAACUGCUGUCGGCAGAAAGAGCCGUCACAGGAUACAAAGAUCCCUACACUGGAGACAUCAUCUCUUUGUUCCAGGCCUUGAAAAAAGAUCUCAUCGUGAAAGAUCAUGGAAUUCGUCUCCUUGAAGCACAAAUUGCCACAGGAGGCAUCAUUGACCCCGUCCACAGUCACAGAGUGCCUGUACAGGUGGCAUACCAGAGAGGUUACUUUGAUGAAGAGAUGAACCAGAUUCUGUCUGAUCCUGAUGAUGACACCAAGGGCUUCUUUGACCCAAACACCAGUGAGAACCUCACCUAUCUCCAGCUGGUGGACAGAUGUGUGACCGAUCCCAUCACAGGCCUAAGUUUACUGGUCAUCGUGAAGAAAGGAGAGUUUUAUUUCUUUGUUGAUGAGGCUACAAAGCUCAUGUUGAAAUCUACAACAACAACCAGAGCAGGAGGGAAAUACCGAGGAAAGACUGUGUCUCUGUGGGAUCUGCUUUUCUCCAAAUACAUCACAGAGGAGAGGAGGAGAGAGCUUGUGCAACAAUACAAGUCUGGAUCAAUCUCACUUGAACGCUUCAUGGAAAUCAUCCUGACCAUCAUCACACAACAGACAACAACAACAACAACCUCGUCUUCAACAACUGUCACAUGCCAACCACCAGAAACCAAAGUGGACAGCAGCAGCACAACAAAAACUACCAUGACCACAACCACAAUCACAGAGUCAAGUCAACUUCCAAAGUUCCAUGGAAUCAGGAAGGAUGUCACUGCUAAUGAGCUGCUUGAAUCCCAAAUCAUCACUGAGGACCUCUACAAAAGUCUUAAGACUGGAACAGUCACAGUGACCGAAAUCACUGAAAUGGACUCAGUGCGUAAGUACCUCGAGGGAACCAACAGCAUUGCAGGAGUGUACCGGCAGUCCACCAAGGAGACACUGAGUAUCUAUGAAGCUAAACAACGAGGCCUGCUGACUCCAGGAACUUCUCUUGUUCUUCUGGAGGCCCAAGCUGCCACUGGUUUUGUUAUUGACCCAGUGAACAACAAGAAACUCUCAGUAGAUGAAGCUGUAGACCAAAAAGUGGUUGGCACUGAGUGGGGGAAAAAACUGCUGUCGGCAGAAAGAGCCGUCACAGGAUACAAAGAUCCCUACACUGGAGACAUCAUCUCUUUGUUCCAGGCCUUGAAGAAAGAUCUCAUCGUGAAAGAUCAUGGAAUUCGUCUCCUUGAAGCACAAAUUGCCACAGGAGGCAUCAUUGACCCCGUCCACAGUCACAGAGUGCCUGUACAGGUGGCCUACCAGAGAGGUUACUUUGAUGAAGAGAUGAACCAGAUUCUGUCUGAUCCUGAUGAUGACACCAAGGGCUUCUUUGACCCCAACACCAGUGAGAACCUCACCUAUCUCCAGCUGGUGGACAGAUGUGUCACCGAUCCCAUCACAGGCCUAAGUUUACUGGUCAUCGUGAAGAAAGGAGAGUUUUAUUUCUUUGUCGAUGAAGCUACAAAGCUCAUGUUGAAAUCUACAACAACAACCAGAGCAGGAGGGAAAUACCAAGGAAAGACUGUGUCUCUGUGGGAUCUGCUUUUCUCCAAAUACAUCACAGAGGAGAGGAGGAGAGAGCUUGUGCAACAAUACAAGUCUGGAUCAAUCUCAAUUGAACGCUUCAUGGAAAUCAUCCUGACUAUCAUCACACAAAAGACAACAACAACAACAACCUCGUCUUCAACAACUGUCACAUGCCAACCACCAGAAACCAAAGUGGACAGCAGCAGCACAACAAAAACUACAAUGACCACAACCACAAUCACAGAGUCAACUCAAAUUCCAAAGUUCCAUGGAAUCAGGAAGGAUGUCACUGCUAGUGAGCUGCUUGAAUCCAAAAUCAUCACUGAGGACCUCUACAAAAGUCUUAAGACUGGAACAGUCACAGUGACAGAAAUCACUGAAAUGGACUCAGUGCGUAAGUACCUCGAGGGAACCAACAGCAUCGCAGGAGUGUACCUGCAGUCCACCAAGGAGACACUGAGCAUUUAUGAAGCUAAACAACGAGGCCUGCUGACUCCAGGAACUUCUCUUGUUCUUCUGGAGGCCCAAGCUGCCACUGGGUUUGUUAUCGACCCAGUGAACAACAAGAAACUCUCAGUAGACGAAGCUGUAGACCAAAAAGUGGUUGGCACUGAGUGGGGGAAAAAACUGCUGUCGGCAGAAAGAGCCGUCACAGGAUACAAAGAUCCCUACACUGGAGACAUCAUCUCUUUGUUCCAGGCCUUGAAGAAAGAUCUCAUCGUGAAAGAUCAUGGGAUUCGUCUCCUUGAAGCACAAAUUGCCACAGGAGGCAUCAUUGACCCCGUCCACAGUCACAGAGUGCCUGUACAGGUGGCAUACCAGAGAGGUUACUUUGAUGAAGAGAUGAACCAGAUUCUGUCUGAUCCUGAUGAUGACACCAAGGGCUUCUUUGACCCAAACACCAGUGAGAACCUCACCUAUCUCCAGCUGGUGGACAGAUGUGUGACCGAUCCCAUCACAGGCCUAAGUUUACUGGUCAUCGUGAAGAAAGGAGAGUUUUAUUUCUUUGUUGAUGAGGCUACAAAGCUCAUGUUGAAAUCUACAACAACAACCAGAGCAGGAGGGAAAUACCAAGGAAAGACUGUGUCUCUGUGGGAUCUGCUUUUCUCCAAAUACAUCACAGAGGAGAGGAGGAGAGAGCUUGUGCAACAAUACAAGUCUGGAUCAAUCUCACUUGAACGCUUCAUGGAAAUCAUCCUGACCAUCAUCACACAACAGACAACAACAACAACAACCUCGUCUUCAACAACUGUCACAUGCCAACCACCAGAAACCAAAGUGGACAGCAGCAGCACAACAAAAACUACCAUGACCACAACCACAAUCACAGAGUCAAGUCAACUUCCAAAGUUCCAUGGAAUCAGGAAGGAUGUCACUGCUAAUGAGCUGCUUGAAUCCAAAAUCAUCACUGAGGACCUCUACAAAAGUCUUAAGACUGGAACAGUCACAGUGACAGAAAUCACUGAAAUGGACUCAGUGCGUAAGUACCUCGAGGGAACCAACAGCAUCGCAGGAGUGUACCUGCAGUCCACCAAGGAGACACUGAGCAUUUAUGAAGCUAAACAACGAGGCCUGCUGACUCCAGGAACUUCUCUUGUUCUUCUGGAGGCCCAAGCUGCCACUGGGUUUGUUAUCGACCCAGUGAACAACAAGAAACUCUCAGUAGACGAAGCUGUAGACCAAAAAGUGGUUGGCACUGAGUGGGGGAAAAAACUGCUGUCGGCAGAAAGAGCCGUCACAGGAUACAAAGAUCCCUACACUGGAGACAUCAUCUCUUUGUUCCAGGCCUUGAAGAAAGAUCUCAUCGUGAAAGAUCAUGGGAUUCGUCUCCUUGAAGCACAAAUUGCCACAGGAGGCAUCAUUGACCCCGUCCACAGUCACAGAGUGCCUGUACAGGUGGCAUACCAGAGAGGUUACUUUGAUGAAGAGAUGAACCAGGUUCUGUCUGAUCCUGAUGAUGACACCAAGGGCUUCUUUGACCCAAACACCAGUGAGAACCUCACCUAUCUCCAGCUGGUGGACAGAUGUGUGACCGAUCCCAUCACAGGCCUAAGUUUACUGGUCAUCGUGAAGAAAGGAGAGUUUUAUUUCUUUGUUGAUGAGGCUACAAAGCUCAUGUUGAAAUCUACAACAACAACCAGAGCAGGAGGGAAAUACCAAGGAAAGACUGUGUCUCUGUGGGAUCUGCUUUUCUCCAAAUACAUCACAGAGGAGAGGAGGAGAGAGCUUGUGCAACAAUACAAGUCUGGAUCAAUUUCAAUUGAACGCUUCAUGGAAAUCAUCCUGACUAUCAUCACACAAAAGACAACAACAACAACAACCUCGUCUUCAACAACUGUCACAUGCCAACCACCAGAAACCAAAGUGGACAGCAGCAGCACAACAAAAACUACAAUGACCACAACCACAAUCACAGAGUCAACUCAAAUUCCAAAGUUCCAUGGAAUCAGGAAGGAUGUCACUGCUAGUGAGCUGCUUGAAUCCAAAAUCAUCACUGAGGACCUCUACAAAAGUCUUAAGACUGGAACAGUCACAGUGACAGAAAUCACUGAAAUGGACUCAGUGCGUAAGUACCUCGAGGGAACCAACAGCAUCGCAGGAGUGUACCUGCAGUCCACCAAGGAGACACUGAGCAUUUAUGAAGCUAAACAACGAGGCCUGCUGACUCCAGGAACUUCUCUUGUUCUUCUGGAGGCCCAAGCUGCCACUGGGUUUGUUAUCGACCCAGUGAACAACAAGAAACUCUCAGUAGAUGAAGCUGUAGACCAAAAAGUGGUUGGCACUGAGUGGGGGAAAAAACUGCUGUCGGCAGAAAGAGCCGUCACAGGAUACAAAGAUCCCUACACUGGAGACAUCAUCUCUUUGUUCCAGGCCUUGAAGAAAGAUCUCAUCGUGAAAGAUCAUGGGAUUCGUCUCCUUGAAGCACAAAUUGCCACAGGAGGCAUCAUUGACCCCGUCCACAGUCACAGAGUGCCUGUACAGGUGGCAUACCAGAGAGGUUACUUUGAUGAAGAGAUGAACCAGAUUCUGUCUGAUCCUGAUGAUGACACCAAGGGCUUCUUUGACCCAAACACCAGUGAGAACCUCACCUAUCUCCAGCUGGUGGAGAGAUGUUUCACCGAUCCCAUCACAGGCCUAAGUUUACUGGUCAUCGUGAAGAAAGGAGAGUUUUAUUUCUUUGUCGAUGAAGCUACAAAGCUCAUGUUGAAAUCUACAACAACAACCAGAGCAGGAGGGAAAUACCAAGGAAAGACUGUGUCUCUGUGGGAUCUGCUUUUCUCCAAAUACAUCACAGAGGAGAGGAGGAGAGAGCUCGUGCAACAAUACAAGUCUGGAUCAAUCUCACUUGAACGCUUUAUGGAAAUCAUCCUGACCAUCAUCACACAACAGACAACAACAACAACAACCUCGUCUUCAACAACUGUCACAUGCCAACCACCAGAAACCAAAGUGGACAGCAGCAGCACAACCAAAACUACAAUGACCACAACCACAAUCACAGAGUCAAGUCAACUUCCCAAGUUCCAUGGAAUCAGGAAGGAUGUCACUGCUAAUGAGCUGCUUGAAUCACAAAUCAUCACUGAGGAUCUCUACAAAAGUCUGAAAACUGGAACAGUCACAGUGACAGAAAUCACUGAAAUGGACUCAGUGCGUAAGUACCUCGAGGGAACCAACAGCAUUGCAGGAGUGUACCGGCAGUCCACCAAGGAGACACUGAGUAUCUAUGAAGCUUACAAACGCAGAUUACUGACCCCUGGAACUUCUCUGGUGCUGCUUGAGGCCCAAGCUGCUACUGGUUUUGUUAUCGACCCAGUGAACAACAAGAAACUCUCAGUAGACGAAGCUGUAGACCAAAAAGUGGUUGGCAAAGAGUGGGCAAAAAAACUGCUGUCGGCAGAAAGAGCCGUCACAGGGUACAAAGAUCACUACACUGGAGACAUCAUCUCUUUGUUCCAGGCCUUGAAGAAAGAUCUCAUCGUGAAAGAGCAUGGGAUUCGUCUCCUUGAAGCACAAAUUGCCACAGGAGGCAUCAUUGACCCCGUCCACAGUCACAGAGUGCCUGUACAGGUGGCAUACCAGAGAGGUUACUUUGAUGAAGAGAUGAACCAGAUUCUGUCUGAUUCUGAUGUUGACACCAAGGGCUUCUUUGACCCCAACACCCAUGAGAACCUCACCUAUCUCAAGCUGGUGGACAGAUGUGUCACCGAUCCCAUCACAGGCCUCAGUCUACUCUCCUUGCGCAAGUGAAGGAAAGAAAAAUCAAUAACUUUUUUUGUUUGCAUAUCUGAGCAAAUCAUACUUAUUCCUCUUUGCUGUUUUAGCUUUUUUGGAUAGUAGUUAGAAAUCAAUUUCGGUGUACUUCUUUUAAGUCUGUAGUUAUUGUUUAGUUUAUGACGUCCCUACUGAAAGUAACUGUAUUUGGAUACUGUUGUGCUGAAAACCUUUCUUGUUUUGAAAAUAGAGAAAGAAAUGCACUCUAAACAUUUGUCUAUCAUAUUAUACGAAUAUGAUGAGUACUAUUGUACCUUUGAGGCAUUGUUCACAAAACCAGGGCUGUGAUACAGACUUUAAAUAGGAUUUUAGCCUCUUUUAAACCAACCUGGUAUAAUCUGAUAUCAAUAGACAGUGAAUCUCUCAUAACCUGUAAGAAGUCGAUUAUACACAUAGAUUGUUUUAACACUUUUUGUUACACCUGUGUUAAAAAAGUUAUUUUAAAGUGUAAAUGAAAAUUGAAAAUUUAUGGCCUUGAUCUUCAAUCUGUUUUAUGGAAUUCUGAUCUCCUUUGACCAAACACAAGUUGCAGUUACUGUGCGAACAAACUGUGACAAGACUAUGACACUUUUCUUUUCCCUGUUGUUUUGUAUUUGUGGGAACUAUGUACUUGAGAAUUUUUACAUGAGAAUGUUUUACUAUGGACAAAAAUUUGUUGUAUUUCUUUAGGAAGUGAAAAUAUCAGAACUUUAAACACAGCUUCUCUGAGGCUGUGUUGACUUGCAAGCUUUUUCAAGACUUUUAUUAUUGUAAAAACUUGACUGUGGCUCAAUAAACAAGAUACAACUACA
Molecule: messenger RNA, 21536 nt
Organism: Limanda limanda (common dab)
Lineage: Eukaryota; Metazoa; Chordata; Actinopteri; Pleuronectiformes; Pleuronectidae
Gene: eppk1
Product: epiplakin 1
Exons: 3
Coding region: 262-20721 (6819 amino acids)
Biological process (GO): intermediate filament cytoskeleton organization; wound healing; hemidesmosome assembly
Cellular component (GO): perinuclear region of cytoplasm; cytoplasm; sarcolemma
Molecular function (GO): ankyrin binding; cadherin binding; structural constituent of muscle
Source: RefSeq, a predicted model, not a curated record